Molecule: messenger RNA, 2172 nt
Organism: Thamnophis sirtalis
Lineage: Eukaryota; Metazoa; Chordata; Lepidosauria; Squamata; Natricidae
Source: RefSeq, a predicted model, not a curated record
CGCUUUAUUACUUUUGUUUUACACAGACAGGAAAGGAAAGCCUUAAGUUUGGCACCAAGAUUUUCCCUACACCAUCUAUUAGGGCAGUAUCAGUGUAUUAAGGAAGAUGACCAUCCUUCCUAUGGAGACAUGGGAAUUCCAGUUCCUCCUUUUGGCUGUAGCUUUUCAACAGCUCCAGAUGUGCAACAUGUUCUUGGUGUUGCCAAUGAAGAGGGAUUUGUUAGGCUGUAUGAUACCCACACACAACUGAACAACAAGAAAAUUGUUAAAGAAUGGCAAGCUCAUUUAAAUGCUGUGUUUGAUCUUGCAUGGAUGCCCUAUGAACACAAAAUUGUUACUGCUUCAGGGGAUCAAACUGCAAAAGUGUGGGAUAUUAAGACUGGUGAACUCUUGGGAGUAUGCAAAGGACAUCAGUGCAGUCUCAAAUCAGUUGCUUUUUCUAAAUUUGAAAAAGCUGUGUUCUGUACUGGAGGAAGGGAUGGAAAUAUCAUGAUCUGGGACACUCGAUGCAGUAAGAAAGAUGGAUUUUACAGGCAAGUCAAACAAAUAAGUGGUGCCCACAACAUCAUAGAUAAAACACCAUCCAAACUGAGGAAGAAAAAACAGAAUGUGAAAGGACUUGCACCCUCAGUGGAUUUCCAGCAGAGUGUAACAGUGGUACUACUUCAAGAUGAACAUACCUUAAUCUCAGCUGGGGCUGUUGAUGGUGUGAUCAAGAUAUGGGAUCUGCGCAAGAACUAUACUGCAUACCGGCAGGAACCAGUGCCCUCCAGAGUUUUCAGCUACCCUGGGAACAGUACCCGUAAACUUGGAUAUUCCAGUCUUAUUUUGGAUUCCACUGGUACCAAUCUAUUUGCUAAUUGCACUGAUGAUAAUAUAUACAUGUUCUGUAUGCCAGGUCUGAAGAAUAAUCCAGUGUCAGUUUUCAGUGGACAUCAAAAUUCCAGUUUCUAUGUCAAAUCCAGCAUUAGCCCAGAUAACCAGUUCUUAAUCAGUGGUUCAAGUGACCAAUGUGCCUAUAUCUGGAAGGUAUCUGAAUCACAAUUUCCUCCAAUGGUACUUCAUGGCCACCUGCAAGAGGUCACUUCGGUUGCCUGGUGCCCAUCUGAUUUCACUAAGAUUUCCACCUGUUCAGAUGACAACACUAUCAAGAUUUGGCGCUUAAGGCAAAGCACCAAAGAAAAGACCUGGACAGACAAAACCAGCUUGGUUGGUUGGACUGAUCAAAAGACAGUAGUAGAACAAAACAAAAUAGAAGUUCUUAGCAGCAGGCAUGGUACUCCACCUAAAGUUCUUCCAACAGGCAGCCCUCUUAUUUCUUCACCACAACCAGCUGCUUGUGCUCCAACUUAUACGGGAGAUCUUCCGCUUCCUACCAACACACCAACAUCAUCUUCUGCCACGACACCAAGCAUCUCAAUUUGCACCUUCACUCCUGCAAAGCAAAAAGUUACUUCAAGCACCUUAUCAAAACUAGUACUUCCUUCAACUACGUCCAUUCAACACUGGGUUACAAAGACUCCAAAUUCAUCUCCACCUGUAAGGGAAACAAAGAUAGCUUCUCCACAAAUAGCUGCAGCAGAUAUUCCUGACACUGCCUUUGCUUCCACCUCACCACAUCUGAGGUCAGAAACACGUGCCAAGAGAAGGUUAGAAUCAAGCAGGGAAGAAAAUAUGUGUCUCAAAAGCUGUAACUGUAUGACUGAACAUCACCCAGAGUCUAAGAAAUCCAGACAAGAACAGUUCACUUUGGCAGCAAGUUCAAAGCCUUGUAGAGGAGACUGCCUUACUCUUAAUGGAGAAGUACAGAAUAUUCAAAACUUGAAAGAGCCCUUUUCUCCUAGUAGUCCUUGUUCUUCUGCCACUUGUCUAAAUUAUCCACAUCUUAUCGAAACAUCUUGUGAGAAGAUGGUUGACAAGGAGAAUGGUUCUACUGACAGAAGAACCUGGCUGUCUGAUUUGGGAAAUAAACUCCGAACUAACAAGAUGAAUAACUCUAGUGGGUCAUCCUCAUCAUUACGGAAUCCAAGCACAAAACGAGUGGAAGCUAGAACAGGAGCUACAUCACCAGGCCCUGUAAAUUAUGACUACAAUAACAAUGAGGAAGAUUUGUACAUACUUCGAGCGAAAGUCACAAAAAAACUAAAGAACUAUGUUUUGAGUGUACCUUAA